AUGGCAGACUACGCCUCCACCCCCCUAACAACCACCAACCUAGCCACCGCCCUCCUCCGUCUCAGCCCGCUGAUGAUCUCCUCCGCGUCGCUGAUGUGCGCCUGGGACCAGCAGAACGCCUUCCGCUCCUUCCUGGCGCCGCCGCUGCUCCGCAAGCCCAACGACAUCUGCGCCCACGUCGUGGUGGACUGGUUCGCCGAGUUCGCCAAACCGACCAAGUGGGUGAUCAUCCUGUCCUACCCGUUCGCCCUGAUCAUCGCCUUCAUCAACGCGUUCGGCGCUCCCGGCGCCGGCCUCCACCCG
This is a messenger RNA of Aspergillus japonicus CBS 114.51, 303 nucleotides long. RefSeq lists its product as uncharacterized. The transcript has a single exon. The record is from RefSeq and is a predicted model, not a curated record. Lineage: Eukaryota; Fungi; Ascomycota; Eurotiomycetes; Eurotiales; Aspergillaceae. The annotation marks the transcript as partial.